AUGUCUGACCAUCCGUCCCCCCGAGCAGCCAUGUCCAGGUCCAGAUAUGCCUCCCCACCUGUACCUCUGGACCUUGAUUCCGCCGGCUGGCCUAUCUCCCCUGCCGUGCCUAGAAUUCUACGUCUCGCUGCAGACGAAGAUCGUCGUAUGAAUUCGCUCCGCCGCUUCGACCGCGAUGGUCCCCCGCCUUACGUAUCGUCGACGGAGUCGUUCUUUAGCGAGAGUGGCUUUUUCCCACCCCCCCUAGGCCGCACCAUGCCGGAAGAGCUAGUAGCCAUCAUGGAGCCCCCCCUGGACGACAAAGAACUAAACGUUGCCGCCGAAUAUUUAUGCAGCGCACUGCGGCCCGACAACCGGUAUUACUCGGAUGCAAAGAGCGAGGAUAGGCGGCUCCGUGCUCAUCAUCGCUCGGCCACGGAUAUUUUUAAGGGGGUGAAUGGUGGUCACCGAACCGGUGUCAUCGUUCGGCACAACGUGAAGCGUCGCUGGGAAAAACUGGGCGUCUGGAAUCCUCAGUGGGGGUUUGCCGGACGCGGGGUGCAACCCGCUGACGAUUUCCGUAAAUGGGCCUGGCAAUGGCUGUCCGACUGGGUGGUAGACGACGAGGACCGCGCAUAUAGGCAUAGGUUUGAUGCCAUUAUCAGUGCCCUGCGACUACGCCAGAACCUGCGACGAGGCGAGUAUGCCCCUGUGGCUCCUCACUCGCACCUUGGGCCGGAUGCCACGCCUACCCAGGCCGACGCCUUUCUCCUCUCUAGGCCCUGGUUCGUCUUUCAGAUGGAAGUAGCCGAAGAACGGGAAAGGUACCAGCGCCUCUCCCAAAGGGAUCAAAGGCGCUAUCCAUAUUCACCCUCCGACGAAGUCCAAAAGCGUUGGGAGGAACGUGGCCACUGGAGGGACGCGUAUAACCGGACCCAAGAGGUCACCGCUUGGAAAUGGCAGCACGAAUCUCCGUCCCCAGAACCCGAAGACCUGGGGCCUAUCGAUCACAUGAAAGCCUGCCCGCUGGACGCGGCAGCCGCUAUGCAGUUUACUCCCUCUGAGGUCGACGACCUAGAGACGAUUGAGCUCCCGGAAUCCGAGCAGCCCGAAGGAUUCUGGGCUAUAAAAGAAGAUGACCAGCCGCCGUACUUCCCUGGGCAGAUCGGGAACCCGGUGGCAACGCUGGAGGCUAUGGAUAACCGCUUUGCGGAAACUGAAGCUAUGAUCAAGGGCCAGUAUGAACAGCAGGAAAAGAAGGCAUUGCUGGAGGAGCACAACGCGCCGGAGCCGGAACCAAAACCCCUCGGCCCCCCACCGAAGCGACGACGCUUGCGCCAGCACCGACCGUCGGAUGACGUGGACGAGGCGCACGACCGCGGCGGCCAGUCCCUGCCGCCACCGGCCCGACGCAGCGCCAGGAUCGCAGGCAUGAAACGUCCCGCCGAGCCCCAACCGCUGCCAGCGGCGCCGAACAAGAGGCCUAGGCCUAGGCCUAGGGGCAGCGCAGCGCCUGCCGCCCACCCUGCCUCACGAGGGGCGCGUCGUGCCGCGACAAGCUCCGGCCCCGCGCCGGCCCCGCUAGAAAGGGAAGGGGAAACUCGGCCGAGGCUAAGAUCGGGGCGCCCAGGGGACGGGCCGGGCGCCGCCGGGGUGGGAAAGAAGAAGAAUAAGAAGAAGACAAGAGGGGCGAUCUCUCCCUACUCCUCCCUCGGUGUCGCCUGGACUUCUCUAGCAGCUUCGGUCUGCUAG
This is a messenger RNA of Durotheca rogersii, 1731 nucleotides long. RefSeq lists its product as uncharacterized. The record is from RefSeq and is a predicted model, not a curated record. Bases 1 to 1731 code for a protein of 576 amino acids. Lineage: Eukaryota; Fungi; Ascomycota; Sordariomycetes; Xylariales; Xylariaceae. The transcript is spliced from 3 exons.